Messenger RNA from Caenorhabditis sp. 36 PRJEB53466, 1291 nucleotides. The record is from the annotation of a GenBank genome assembly. NCBI's taxonomy places the organism in Eukaryota, Metazoa, Nematoda, Chromadorea, Rhabditida, Rhabditidae.
AUGCCGAGCACGACUGCCGUGAACAGGGUCUCGACGACAACGGAGAAGCCGGUGAGGAUCCGCGAACGAAGCGUUCUUUUCGGAAUGCUCGCGGAGUACGACGAGUUCAAGCAGGCGGACACUUGCACCGACUACUUUGUCUGCCGUGAGUCACUUUUCAGUUUUCUGGAAUGGUUAUAUGUAUCAUCACACUGUCUGGGCUACCGUAUACCUACGUAAUUCUUUUAUGACAUAAUUGAAGAUUCUAAGAAUGGAAAAACAACCGUAUUUUUGUUUGCCCAUCUGAUUUACAAUAAUCGAAUAAGCGUCUUCAUAAUAGAUUGAGUGACGAUUCCUAGUAUUGUAUAUAACAGUAAUUCUUGGGAUUCGGGAAAACAUGUUUUUGCUUAGUUUUGGAAAGUCGAAAACAAGUAUUCACUGGGAGAAAGGCAACAAUAUCGGUUGCAAAAGUAUGCAGAGGGUUACAUGAUUAGUUUAUCAAUUGGCUCUAACGGCGUCUAUUUUUUGAAUCACAAUAUCUAAGCAGAUGAAGUACAGCGAACAAUUUGAGGCCUGUUAGAACCCAAACCUAUGACACAUAUCUUGGAUCUCACUCACUAUUAACUUUACUUUCUUUCAGGAUUGGGACAUUCGUUUGUCUACCGUGUCAAACGGAUCAUUGGACCUGUCAUCAAGCAAUACUUCCGCACGCUUGACUGGGAUGAGCAUCUCGAUGAUGGAGAUCCUCCGGCGUCCAAGGAUGAGCCUCACUACAAUAAUAGAGAUUGGGAAGACUUUCUCACCAUGGAGAUUCCUAACAAUCUCUAUCACAUCUACGUCGAGGUGAUCCCACCGAAGAGACCGUACAUGGAUCGGGCGCUGGAGGGAAAGUUCAACUCGCUUCUGCGCAUAAUCAGUGCGGACGAGAUCAUUGAACAAAGUGCUCUCAUUCAGAAGCUGGAGGAGAUUCUCGAGCCAUACAACGAUAUGCACUUGUGGCAGGAGUACGAUUUGUGAGUACAUUCUGUUCAGGUGCCUUUAUCAAAAAGUGAGUGAUUUCAGAAAAGCCGAAGCAGGACGGAAAGUGUACGCUCGUGAGGUCAUCAGGGAGCGCAACCGUCCCAUCAAUCGCUUCAAGGCAUUUGUUUGGCGCUGGAUCAACGACGUACUGAGGUCGUGCACUAAGGCGCCAAAGCCUGAUAACACUCCGUACCUCGAGAACGGAAAGAUCGAUGGAAACAAGCUGCUGAUAGGCAACCCGAGAGUCCGUCUCAUGACUCCAACGUGCAGCUGCCACUUCCGCAAGGAGUGA